Aspergillus wentii DTO 134E9 is the source of this 390-nucleotide messenger RNA. Its product is annotated as nuclear telomere cap complex subunit Ten1. The transcript is spliced from 2 exons. The record is from RefSeq and is a predicted model, not a curated record. Gene Ontology annotation, cellular component: CST complex. NCBI's taxonomy places the organism in Eukaryota, Fungi, Ascomycota, Eurotiomycetes, Eurotiales, Aspergillaceae. Bases 1 to 390 code for a protein of 129 amino acids. Gene Ontology annotation, molecular function: single-stranded telomeric DNA binding. Gene Ontology annotation, biological process: telomere capping.
AUGAAUGGCCCACCCCCCUCAACCCGAGCAUUCCUCUCUCAACUCCCCUCUCUCCCCGCCGACUCCAAAGUCCGCUUUCUAGGCUGCGUAACAAAAUACAAUGUCGCCACGGGCCAUCUCAUCCUAGAGCACAAUUACCCGCGCAGUAGGGCAGAUCUUCAACAACAGCAUACCGUCUCGGUCGAUAUCAAUGCACUGCUGGAGACGGUGACAUGGGAGGAGCUGCGUGUGGGCGCGUGGAUUAAUGUAUUGGGGUAUGUGAGGAGGGUGCAGUCGUUGUAUGUGGAAGCGAUUAUGGUCUUUCCAGCGGGGGCGAUUGCGUUGGGGGAGUAUGAGAGGGUGCUGCAGGAUACGCAGGAGGUUGAUCGGAGAGUGAGACGACCUGAAUGA